Messenger RNA from Aspergillus candidus, 780 nucleotides. RefSeq lists its product as uncharacterized. Bases 173 to 637 code for a protein of 154 amino acids. Lineage: Eukaryota; Fungi; Ascomycota; Eurotiomycetes; Eurotiales; Aspergillaceae. The record is from RefSeq and is a predicted model, not a curated record. The transcript has a single exon.
CUUGGAGCGGGUGAAAGCCACGUGAUCAGCUAGCAGAUCUAGGCCGUCGUGUGUUUGAAGUGCAAACUGUACAAACUACGUACCGAGUCACCGGUUGCCUACCAGCCUCUGUAGCUUCAUUGAUACCCUUCUUUAUCAGACCUGGACACGACGAUGCUGCAACUCGCUCACCAUGUCCAGCGUCACCGAAAUUCGUGAAGAGAUAUUCGAAAGGGCAGAGACACAACGACUUGUGAUAAAGGUGCACACCGAAAGACUGGAUUCCAGUGAUUAUCGUGUCUCAGCGGGCAACUUUAUCAAUGAAAUCUUUCCAAAUUGGGAGGAUGACAGUCGGAUUCGCUUCCUCGCAAUUGAAAUAAGGGGAGACCGCACCUUUAUGUCCAUCGAUGUCUACAACUCUGGUUAUGAUUUUGACACGGCGCACGAAACGAAGACGAUCCUUCCAGUCUAUGUUCUUUGGCACCAUAAGAGAAAGGGCUGGUUCGUCGUCAGAUGGCCCCAGGAAGACGGACCUCUUGCCACGAAAAUGGCGGAGCUCCAUCGACUCAAUGGCUUUGAUGCCAUCACACCAUUUCUUGCAAAUUUCAAUGCACAGGUUGUUUAUGGCAAUCCUCGGGUAGUCUCUACGAAUCGAUAGUGCUGAAGAAAGUGGUACGACAUGGGUGAAUAUUUGGAACUUUGGCGUAUGGAUACUCGUUUAGCGGACGGACAGCAGAGAUACAAUGGGGCGCUUUUCCUUUUUCUUCAUAGACUUAGCACUUAUAGUCCGAAGUGGUCAUG